Messenger RNA from Cynara cardunculus var. scolymus (artichoke), 1413 nucleotides. RefSeq names its product protein RICE SALT SENSITIVE 3-like. The record is from RefSeq and is a predicted model, not a curated record. Lineage: Eukaryota; Viridiplantae; Streptophyta; Magnoliopsida; Asterales; Asteraceae. The transcript has 7 exons. The coding region runs from base 102 to 1310 and encodes 402 amino acids.
GGAAGAAAUUCACAGAGAUGAACCCAGGUGUUCUUCAUACCCAUUGAACACCAAAACCUGCUUACAAAAACCCAUUUAAUUUCUUCAAAGAAAACCCAGUUAUGGCGGGUUCAGGAUCAACGGAUAGAGGCAAGGAAGCAAUCGGAAUGAUGGCUCUUCACGAAACUCUCAGAAACCUCUGUAUCAAUUCCGAUUGGACGUAUUCCGUCUUCUGGACCAUUCGUCCUCGCCCGCGACUUCGAGGUGGUAAUGGUUGUAAAGUUGGAGAUGAUAAUGGUAGCUUGAUGUUGAUGUGGGAAGAUGGGUUUUGCAGAGGAAGAGUUGAUGAAAUGGAAUCAGGUGAAGAUCAAGUUAAGAAAUCAUUCAGCAAAAUGUCGAUUCAGCUUUAUAAUUAUGGAGAAGGAUUGAUGGGGAAAGUUGCUUCAGAUAAAUGUCAUAAAUGGGUGUUCAAAGAGCCUUCAGAAUCUGAACAGAAUAUAUCUAAUUAUUGGCAAAGUUCUUUUGAUGCUAUUCCUCCAGAAUGGACUGAACAGUUUGAUUCAGGGAUUCAGACUAUAGCUGUCAUUCAAGCUGGCCAUGGCCUUUUACAACUUGGUUCAUGCAAGAUUAUACCCGAAGACCUUCAUUUUGUGCUUAGAAUGAGGCAUACCUUCGAGUCGCUUGGCUAUCAAUCGGGUUUUUAUCUUUCCCAACUAUUUGCAUCAACUAGGGGCAACAUUCCGUCACCUUCUUCCUCUGCGAUCCCGCUAAAGCAACCUCCGAUCCCGACCCGUCCGCCACCCCUCUUCAAUUGGGCCCCACCUAGAACGAUGCCAUCACCCAACUUCCACAACCCGGCCCAACUCGGAUACCCACCGGGCCCAUCAAAAGACGAAACCCACAUGUUCCUCCUCCCGCACUCCUCCGAACCCCAAAUGGAAAACAUGAUGGGUGGUCCGGACCACCAUGUCCAAAACGACAUCAAAUGGCCCAACGGGCUGAGCUUCUUCAACGCCCUCACCGCUAGAAGUGACGAUGCGAAGAUCCUGUUCAAUUCCGACGGGCUCGGGAACAAGCCCGAGGGGUGGCACCCGAGCCCGGAAAUGAAGAACCCGAAUGAUUUCUUGAGCUUGGAUAAUACAAACUCGGAUCAUGGCGUCGGGAAAGUGGAUCAUAACAAGUAUAAGAGGAGCUUCACGUUGCCGGAGAGAAUGGCGACUUCUUCAUCAUCAUCUUCAUCACUUGAUCACCAUAAACACAAUCAGAACGGAGAAUACCGGAAUCCGGAGGCGUCGAUGUACUCCGACGUUAUGGAAACUUUCUUGGAGUGAUUAUGAGAUGAAGGGUAUUUAUGUAUUAGAAAGAUAGUAUGCAUGUCUUUGCAUUUUCAUAGUUUCUGAGUUGUUCACUUUCUACUUCUUAACAUAAUCUAUG